This is a messenger RNA of Didymodactylos carnosus, 2008 nucleotides long. NCBI's taxonomy places the organism in Eukaryota, Metazoa, Rotifera, Eurotatoria, Philodinida, Philodinidae. The record is from the annotation of a GenBank genome assembly.
AUGCCACCAAAGAAGAAAACGCCUAAUUUGCUCCAGAUCUGUACAAAACGAAGGUUCAUCAGAGGAAAAGUGGAAGAAACACGUGGAACAUUAAAAGAAGAAAAAGCGAAAGAAGAGGUCGACGUGGACGUUUUAGGUGUCCUCCGAGGAAAGUUCGAACAAUACAAAAAUUUAUUAGCCGAAUAUGACGAGAUCAUUCAACAAACAACGAAUGAUGAGGAUGAAUUGAGAGAUGAACUCACCGAAUCAUUACAAAUCGCCGACGAUCUACAAACUGCGCUCAUCGAAUUGGAAGUCAAAAUCGCAACUUUGAGUAACAUCGGAUCAAACGAAGUUGCUGACAGUCGAUCAGUAACCAGUAAUCAAAAAUCAAAUCAGCGAUUGAUGCCAAAACUACCAAAAUUGGAAGUCAAGAAAUUCGAUGGCGAUCGGAUUCGGUGGCAAGAAUUCUGGGAUCAAUUUGAUUCAUCUAUUCAUUCAAAUGAAUUCAUAUCCGACGUCGACAAAUUUAAAUAUUUAAGAAGCUAUUUGGACGGCGAGGCGUUAAGGGCAAUCGACGGUAUUCCGAUCACAAAUGCUCAAUAUGCGGUGGCGACAGAAAUGUUGAGGGAACGGUAUGUCAAUCAACAAGUUGCUAUAGCCGCCCAUUUCGAAAAAAUUCUGAAACUCUCCGUAGUUUCAAAGAAAACGUCCGACUUACGAUUAUUUUUUGAUGAAAUGGAAAAGCACAUUCGGUGUCUACGAGCCCUCGGGCUAAAUGAAGAAGAAUUUGCGAAAACAUUCGUGCCGAUGAUUCUUAUGAAACUUCCAUCAGCCAUCAAAUUGGAAUUGAAUCGAAAAAAGGGAGAUUUACCGUGGGACUUACAAAAUUUGCGGAAAUUACUGAAAGAGGAAGUCGUCGCGCGUGAAUCAUCAAAUGACGAAGGUGGGGUGGAAGAGAAAAAAGAAGAAAAAUUGAAAAAUUCGGUAUCGAACGGCAAACAAAAACAAACACUAAAAACCAUAUCAACAUUGGUAACGAAUUCAAAAACUUUUAUGAAAAAAUGUAGUUACUGUCGUCAUCACAGGAGUUUAUGUCCUAAAAAAUUUGGGGAUAGUCUACAACAGAAAAAAGAAAGCGAAUCAUCAAUGAAAACAAAUAUAAAUGGGCCGGAGGCAAGAGCACAAAAGUUAGCUGUCAAUGCAACAAAAACUGGCAGUUCAGCAAUAUUGCUCGUCCCGACCCAGAAAGAUACGACACUUGAGAAGUCGGGACAUUUGGUACAACUGCGACCAAUGCUGUCAGAAUUCCGGUUAUCAACAUCAAAAUUGACAUUGGCUGAGCCGUUAAACACAAAUAUUGAAAAUGUUCGUUUGGAUAUGUUAGUUGGUUCGGAUUAUUACCAUGACAUCGUCAAAGAGAAAAAAAUCGAAUUGGAAAAAGGACUUUUUUUGAUGGACACGGUUUUCGGAUGGAUUUUGUCGGGCCGGGUCGGAGAAAAAAGUCAACGGAGCGGGUCGGUUAUUCCUACAUUAAUAACACCUGCAAACAUUAUUUCGUCUGUCGACGCGAAAUUAGAAAAUUUUUGGAAAUUGGAAGCGAUCGGUGUCAGUGAAUCUGGUCAAAUAUUGGACGACGAUGUCGCAGUAAAACAAUUCAACGAAUCCAUCGAAUUUAAAGAUGGUCGAUAUUACGUAUCGUGGCCAUGGAAAGAUAAAAACCCCGAUCUACCACAAAAUUUCAAGUUAGCACACAGUCGUCUCAAAUCUUUAAAGAAUCGUUUGACUCAGAACCCGGAAUUAAGAAAAAAAUAUGAUGAAAUUAUUUCAAAACAAUUGAACGACGGCGUGAUAGAACGGGUGGAUUCGAGCAAAAAGGAAAGUAUGGUCAAACAUUAUUUGCCACAUCACGGAGUUUUUAAAAACGACUCGACAUCAACAAAAUUACGUAUUGUGUACGACGCGUCAGCAAAAGCACGCCGGAAUGCCAACAGCCUUAACGACUGCUUGCAUCGAGGGCCGGUUUUAA